Stereum hirsutum FP-91666 SS1 is the source of this 581-nucleotide messenger RNA. RefSeq lists its product as uncharacterized. NCBI's taxonomy places the organism in Eukaryota, Fungi, Basidiomycota, Agaricomycetes, Russulales, Stereaceae. The transcript is spliced from 5 exons. The record is from RefSeq and is a predicted model, not a curated record. Bases 346 to 531 code for a protein of 61 amino acids.
GAUCGCAGAGCCCCCAUCGACAUCGCUUGCACAUCUCACUCACCACCAGCUGCUGCAGCCAUUCUCGCUGGACGCCUCCCCAGGCCCUCAGGCCUCAGUCUCAGUAGUCGACUCUUACGUGUGUGCCGAUUCGCCCUCGCAUUCCGGUCUGUCCUGUGCCGCCCACCGAUCUUUCUGUUUGUUUCGUCUGUCCGUCUAUGGCCUCCUCCGCCUCCACAUCGACAGACCCGUAUCUCGUCGUCGAAAAGUGCGGCUCGUCGAGGGUCGCAUGUCGUUCGGGGUUCAGACGUUCAGUGCUUUGUUUGUCUGUGUCUCUGGAGAGGGCAGGGUACCCAUUCUGCGACAAUGCGCGAAAUUCGAUGCAUGGACCUGGGCGACGAGGCGUUAGGAAGCCGCAAGGCCCAGGAAGGGGGAUGCACGCAGAUCCAGUUCUUCGACGAUAACACUGACCUACGGUGUGGGGGGUGUGGGAUGCUGUUCUCCAAGUUCUACCUCUCGAAGUCGUUCAUAGAGGUCCGAGGGCUGCCGUGACUCGGCCCUGUACGGAGCGCCGUAGUACCGUAUAAUAUCCGAAUAUUUGC